Racocetra fulgida is the source of this 491-nucleotide messenger RNA. The record is from the annotation of a GenBank genome assembly. Lineage: Eukaryota; Fungi; Glomeromycota; Glomeromycetes; Diversisporales; Gigasporaceae.
GAGAGAUUAUUGACGAAGAAACAUUAUCUGAUAAUUUUAUUGAAACUUCUGAUAAUUCUGACAAUGAAGUUUUAGAUAAUUCUGAAAAUAAUUUUGAAUCAUCAAUAUUGAAUCAACCUGAAUUGCUGAUAUCAAUUCAACCUGAACCUUCAAUGUCAAGUCAAUCUGAAUCUUUGAUGUCAAACCAAAUGUUGAAAAAAAAUAAAAAUCCAUGUGAAUACUCUAUUAAUGAUUAUGUAUGCCUUAUGGUUCCUAAAAUAAAUCAUAAUAGUAUUGAUCAGUAUACUUUGCCUUGCAAAAUAAUCGAAGAAUUACCUAAUCAGACAUACCGAUUACAAUGCAAAAAUGGUAUUCUCGAUUCUACAUAUUGUGCAAAUGAAAUUAUGCCACUUGGAUUAGCCAUAUAUGAAGAACUUGAAGUUUGUCAAGAAAAAACUAUUGGCAUACGUGAAGCUGCAAGAAUGCAAUCUACAUCUACUGCUAUAAUUUAG